GGUCAGUGGAAGAUACCUGGUAUUAUGCAGGCAAACCUAAGAUAAAACAGUAUUUGGUAGAGGUACCUCUGGGAUUUGUUGUCCAGUCACAGCCAGCACAGGUCAGAUAGCUGGUAGGAGAAGCAGAGAGGUUCAAGGUUCAAGUGAUUGCAACUUGGCAGGUAUCGGGAGUAAUUCCCUGCAGGAGGGCAGUGAGUAAUUCCACAGUUGUGCCUGCACAUGAAACUGGACCAAAUCCUUGGGAAGAAGAUAAGGAAAAGCCAAAGGUGAAUGUGCUCUUGUUAAUACACACACAACUGGGCAGGUCAGGUAUUCUUGUAUAAAUCACACCCACUUUUAACUAGACACUUCCAGAAGGAGGAACUUUCAUCAAGAGAACUGAUCCACUAAAAGUUUGACAGCUGCACUGAAGGGGGCUGCCUUGAUAAAAAUAAUGCUGCAUUCAGCACUGGCUUUACCACUCCUGUUAAUUGCAGUCUCUUCCAACUUCGCAAUGGCAAUCAAAAAGGGAAAAAGAGCUCCACAGACGCUGUCAAGAGGCUGGGGAGAUGAUAUUACUUGGGUGCAAACUUAUGAAGAAGGGCUUUAUCACUCCAAAAAAAGUAACAAGCCACUCAUGGUCAUUCAUCAUUUGGAGGACUGUCAAUACUGUCAAGCACUCAAGGCGGCUUUUGCUGAAAGUGAUGAGAUACAAGAAAUGGCUCAAAAUAACUUCAUUAUGCUGAACCUCAUGCAUGAAACCACAGAUAAGAACUUGUCACCUGAUGGACAAUAUGUACCUCGAAUCAUGUUUGUAGACCCAUCUCUCACAGUAAGAGCUGAUAUCACUGGAAAAUACUCUAAUCGACUUUACACCUAUGAACCUCAAGAUGUACCAUUCUUGAUAGAGAACAUGAAGAAAGCACUCCGUCUCAUUCAAACCGAACUAUAAUUAACAGCAGUUGAAAACAUCAUAGCCU
Alligator sinensis (Chinese alligator) is the source of this 959-nucleotide messenger RNA. RefSeq names its product anterior gradient 3, protein disulphide isomerase family member (gene AGR3). The coding region runs from base 434 to 931 and encodes 165 amino acids. The record is from RefSeq and is a predicted model, not a curated record. Lineage: Eukaryota; Metazoa; Chordata; Crocodylia; Alligatoridae. Gene Ontology annotation, cellular component: endoplasmic reticulum. The transcript has 12 exons. Gene Ontology annotation, molecular function: dystroglycan binding.